Ruditapes philippinarum (Manila clam) is the source of this 2680-nucleotide messenger RNA. RefSeq names its product spindle and kinetochore-associated protein 2-like. The coding region runs from base 72 to 857 and encodes 261 amino acids. Gene Ontology annotation, molecular function: microtubule binding. Lineage: Eukaryota; Metazoa; Mollusca; Bivalvia; Venerida; Veneridae. Gene Ontology annotation, cellular component: spindle microtubule; outer kinetochore. The transcript is spliced from 9 exons. The record is from RefSeq and is a predicted model, not a curated record. Gene Ontology annotation, biological process: cell division; chromosome segregation; mitotic cell cycle.
AAAAUAAAAAUAUAAAUUUAAACUUUUGUUAAAGUUUUCAUUUUCGUGCGUCGAUCUGAAGAACAAACAAAAUGCAGAAAGCAGCUGAACGAGUAGAGGCCAUGUUCCAAAAGGCAGAUUCUGACGUUAACAGCCUGUCACAAAGGCUGAAGUUUGAAUUUGAGAAUAAUGAAGAUUUGCAACAGACGAAUCCUGCAGAAUUACUCAGUAAGAUAAGUGAUGUGAAAAAAGAGUACUCAUCUUUGGUACAGCAGGUUGAAGCUAUACAAGAGUCUCAAAAGGAAGCACUGGGAGAGUUCAGAGGUCAUUUGAACGAUGUGUGUCAACUUUUACUAACAUUACAGACUGGCACAGGAAUGAUGCCGACAGAAAAACCAGAAGAGCUUACUAAACUAGAGGAGUUUUUAGGGAGUGAGUUACCAUGGGGACAGGAUGUAUCCAUGGCAACAACUGAAAGUGGAGAUGUGUCAGGCAUGACAGUAACAUCAGCAGACAGUCAAGAAUCACCUGAGAAAAGUGAACCAGAUUCUGAAUGUCAAGCUAGUACCCCGGAAAUAUCACCGUCACAAUUAAGGAGCACAACUAAUGACUUUGUAGAGGUGACACAGCAAGAAUUUGAGUCUGUUUCCUCAUUGAUCAGGGGGCGUGUCAAACUUACAGAAGUUAACAGUACAUACUCUACUCUAUGGAAAUUCUUUAAAAGCAAUAAAGACUGCACAAAGCUUGCUCCAGAUGAAUUACAUAAAAUGGGUCUAAAAGUUUCAGGGGUAACAGGACAGGCUAAAUUAAAGGUAUUGAGAGCCCUAAAGCUGAUCAAACUGUCAACAAAAGGAGAAGUGCUGCCAGCAGACAAGUGAUAUUUCAAAAACUUGUAUGCGUAGUGAAAAAAAACUGUAACAGGAGCAGCAUACAUAGUGCAUGAAAUACAGUGCUAAAUAUGUGUUCAUUUUCAUCUAUAUAACAACAAAAAAGCUGUAUGAUGUAUUCAGAAAUGGAACAGGAAUUUCUGCCUAGGUCAGAUGUUUCUUUAGCUGUGAUUCUGUGAAUUGAGCAAAAGAAUGGUAUCUACCUCAAUUGGGAUAUAAUUCAUGUAAAGUGAUCACUAUAAUUGUAAAGGUAUCACAAGACUUUAUCCAUGGAUAUACCAAAUCUUUUUCACUUUAAGUUUGCUUUAGGUUUAAAGACCUAUUAAAUUGGAAGCAAAAUUUUAUAUUUGAGCCGCGCCAUGACAAAACCAACAUAGUGUGUAUGUGACCAGCAUGGAUCCAGACCAGCCUGCACAGUCUGAUCAGGAUCCAUGCUGUUCGCUGUCAGUAUCUCUACUUGUAAUAGGGUUUGUAAGCGAAAAGCAUGGAUCCUGAUCAAACUGAUCUGGAUCCAUGCUGGUCGCAAACAGUGUGUGUUAGUUUUGUCGUGGCGCGGCUCAUUUUUGGACUUAUCAACUUUAACAAGAUCUUCAAGUGGUUUAUGUAGGUCUACUCUUGUGACUGGAUUAUUGUCUUCUAAAUUUUAUAAAAUAUUUUUCACUAAAUUGUCUUCAUACUUAAGGGUAUUCUGUGACAAAGUUAAGGUUACUGAAUUCAUUCACAUGCCCUACGGCAUGAUGGUACUUUACAUUUUGUCUUAAAAUGGAUUAUUGAGAUGUAUGUUUAUUUCACCAAAUGAGCUGCGUCAUGACAAAACCAACAUAGUGCGUUUGCGACCAGCAUGGAUCCAGACCAGCCUGCGCAUCCGCACAGUCUGAUCAGGAUCCAUACUGUUCUCUAUCAGUCUACUUGCUAUAGGGUUUGUAAGCGAACAGUAUGGAUCCUGAUCAGACUGCGCGGAUGCGCAGGCUGGUCUGGAUCCAUGCUUGUUGCAAAUGCACUAUGUUUGUUUUGUUGUGACGUGGCCCAAAUGUCUAUGUAAACUUGUUAGGACAAACUUUACAUAUACAUGUAUACAUAUGUAUGUUAAAGUUAUUGUAAACAAUAAGUUUUAUGUACUUCCUGUUACUUAAGUCGGACAGAGUUGAAUCUGUACGAUGUCAUUGCCAAGAGAAAGUUUUAAUUUGCAUAUACAUUAUAUAGAGAUUGUGAAAUGUGUUAUGUACUAUGUAUGUUAUAGUGCUUUGUUGUACUUGGAUAUAAUUUGUUAAUGUAUCUGGUUUAGAUAUAGUAUUGACAGUUUUCUUCUUGAUAUUGUUUUCUUCAUGUGGAGUUACCACACAAGAGUAAUAUUUGAUGGUUCUAUGUAGUUGUCUGUUAGUGUUGUGAAUAAUAAAUAGAGAGAGUACAUAAUCUUCUUCUAUAAAUUGUCAUAUGACUUAUACAAAUAUACUUUACAUUUCACUUUUAAGGCAGUAUACUACCAUAUUUCUUUCAUCAAGCAUUUUGGAAGAAUUUUCAAAGAAUGAUUUUUGACAGCAUAUAUAAAGCUUUAGUCACUUUAAUGUAAUUAAAAAAAAUCUGCUAGUAAGUAAAAAAGAUAUUGUAAUUUAUCCCCCCUGGAUUGAUAGAUCAGCCAUAUUGUUAAUGGAUUUUGUUAAUAUUCUUCAACACAACUUAUUUCUGGACAAAAAGCUUUAUUUUCAAUCGUGAAACCUUUGACAUUUUUGUUCUUAAUGACCUUGACUGGCAAGGUUAAAUAUUCAAAUUUUAGAAAUUGAAUAAGAUAUCAUUCUUUCAUCCUUUUUUUUUCU